AUGAGUGUUUGUGGCCCUAAGGGACACGGGGCCGCUGAAGUUAAGGAAGGAGCUGCAAGUAGUGGACUAGCAGCAGCACCACCACGCGGAAAGGAGCCCCUCUCUGGGCUGGCCCAGGCUGGAGCCGCUCCCUCUGCUUGCCGGGAGGUGUGGAGGGAGAGGCACAGGCGGGAACCGGGGCUGUGCGGGCGCUCGCAGGCCAGCGCGAGUUCGGGGUGGGCGUGGGCCCCGCGGGCCCCUCAGAGCGGCUGGCACCGCCGGCCUCGGGCAGUGAGGGGCUUAACAUCGGGGCCAGCAGCCGCAGAGGGUGCGCUGGGUCCCCCAGCAGUGCUGGCCUGCCGUCACUGUGCUCAUAUUCUCCCCGGGCGUCAGCUGCCUCCCUGCGGGGCAGGGCUCGGGAUCUGCAGCCCGCCAUGCCCGAGCCUCCCCUCCCGACCCGCCCUGGGCUCCUGCGCGGCCCAAGCCUCCCCAGCGAGCGCCGCCCCCUGCCCCACAGCGCCGGGUCCCAUCGACUGCCCAAGGGCUGAGGAGUGCGGGCGCACCGCGGGGGACUGGUGGGCAGCUCCGCCUGCGGCCCUGGUGCGGGAUCCACUAGGAGAAGCCAACUGGGCUCCCGAGUCUAGUAGGGACUUGAAGAAUCUUUAUGUCUAGCUCAGGGAUUGUAAAUACACCCAUCAUUACUCUGUGUCUAGCUAACCUAGUGGGGACUUGGAGAACUUUUCUGUCUAGCACUGGAUUGUAAAGGCACCGAUCAGUACUCUGGGACUAGCUCAGGGUUGGUGAAUACACCAAUCAGCACUCUGUAUCUAGCUCAAAGUUUGUAAAUACACCAAUCACUACUCUGUAUCUAGCCAACCUAGU
Molecule: messenger RNA, 861 nt
Organism: Chlorocebus sabaeus (green monkey)
Lineage: Eukaryota; Metazoa; Chordata; Mammalia; Primates; Cercopithecidae
Source: RefSeq, a predicted model, not a curated record